Messenger RNA from Daldinia caldariorum, 6486 nucleotides. Its product is annotated as polyketide synthase. Gene Ontology annotation, biological process: fatty acid biosynthetic process. The record is from RefSeq and is a predicted model, not a curated record. The coding region runs from base 1 to 6486 and encodes 2161 amino acids. Gene Ontology annotation, molecular function: 3-oxoacyl-[acyl-carrier-protein] synthase activity; fatty acid synthase activity; phosphopantetheine binding. The transcript has 3 exons. Lineage: Eukaryota; Fungi; Ascomycota; Sordariomycetes; Xylariales; Hypoxylaceae.
AUGGCGGACCAGAUGGCUUUUCUACUCUUCGGGGACCAGUCCCUCGACACACAUGGCUUCUUAGCCGAGUUUUAUAGACGAGGGAACCCGAGUAUUCUAUCGAAAGAAUUUCUCCGGUUAGCCGGUGAUGCUUUGAGGGACGAGGUGGACCGUCUACCUCGGGAGGGCCGUCGACGAAUUCCCGUUUUCAGGACACUGCAACAGCUCAAUGAGAGAUACCGCCAACAGAGGUUGAAGUUCCCCGGAAUAGACUCUGCCUUAUUAUGUAUAGCCCAACUGGCGCACUACAUCGACCGAUCUGAAAAGGAGCACGAAGAUGUAACCGACCAUAAAAAUACCAAACUCUCCGGCCUUUGCACGGGGCUGUUUGCGGCAACGGCCAUUGCGUCGAGCUAUUCGCUCUCGACCCUCAUCCCAAUCGCCGUUCAAGUCGUCCUAUUAGCCUUUAGGACAGGAUCUCACGUGGCGUCAUUAGCAGAUAGGCUCAGUCCUCCGAAAGAAGAGUCGGAAAGCUGGACGUAUGUGCUGCCUGCCGCAAAAGAAGCGGAGGCAAAGCCCAUUCUUGCAGAGUUUCACAGAUCAGAGGGAAUUUCUCAAGCCUCGCAAGCUUACGUGAGCGCUGUAUCUGCGAAUAACAUCGCGAUAUCUGGUCCGCCAGCAACUUUGAGAUCUUUAUUCAAUAAAGACCUUUUCGAAUCGAGGCCCACAGCUAUACCUGUUUAUGGACCAUACCAUGCGAAACAUUUGCAUGGUUCAGUAGAUAUUAAAGAGAUGCUUCGACUUGAUGAUGAGGCUGUCACCACAGCACUCGCAGGAUCAAAGCCCCGAAGUGUUGUAAUGUCUACCGUCACUGGGGCGCCCUUCCCCGAGACAGACACCAAGUCUCUUAUCAUAGCCGUGGUUCACGAAAUAUUAAAUGAACCCUUAUUAUUCCACAAAGCUUUGAGCGGAAACGCCAACGAGGCCCGGGGGUUUAAGGGGUCCCGGAUUUUAGUGAUUCCAUAUGGCCCGACUCAGGCUGCGAGCACGUUAGCCACUGUUCUGAAGUCGCAGACGAAAGCGGAGGUCGUACUUCGACCGGCUCCUCAAGUUUCUCGAGAGAAGGCGGUGACUUCGAUCGGAAAUCACGGAUCUACGGGAAACUGUAAGCUGGCUAUUGUUGGUAUGGCCGGUCGCUUCCCGGAUUCGGCCAGUGUUGAAGCUCUCUGGGAUCUCCUCGAGAAGGGUAUAGAUGCGCAUCGUGUCGUUCCAGCUGACCGGUUCCCGGUUGAGACACAUUACGACCCUACUGGGAAAGCGAUAAAUACUAGUCACACACCUUACGGUAACUGGAUUGAGCAACCGGGGUUAUUUGACCCGCGUUUCUUCAACAUGUCACCGCGAGAGGCUUUGCAAACUGACCCAAUGCAGCGCCUAGCCUUAACAACUGCUUACGAGGCUCUCGAGAUGUCCGGCUACGUACCGAACCGGACGCCGUCCACAAGGCUAGACCGCAUUGGCACUUUCUAUGGUCAAACGUCAGAUGACUGGCGUGAGAUCAAUGCGGCUCAAGAGGUGGACACAUAUUACAUUACUGGUGGCGUGCGUGCUUUUGGUCCUGGUAGGAUCAAUUAUCACUUCGGAUUUAGUGGUCCUAGUUUGAACAUUGAUACCGCUUGUUCAUCUAGUGCUGCUGCACUUCAGGUUGCCUGCACUUCUUUAAGAGCAAAGGAAUGUGAUACAGCCAUCGUCGGUGGUCUUUCUUGCAUGACCAACUCGGACAUUUUUAGCGGUCUGAGUCGGGGUCAGUUUUUGAGCAAGGAGCACAAUUGCAAUACCUUCGACAAUGAUGCCGAUGGUUAUUGCAGAGCUGAUGGCUGCGCUUCCGUAAUUGUGAAGCGACUUGAUGAUGCCUUGGCAGAUAAAGACAACAUCCUCGCCGUUAUUUUGGGGACGCAAACCAACCAUAGCGCCGACGCUAUCUCGAUCACCCACCCCCAUGGCCCGACACAAUCCAUUUUAUCAUCAGCUAUCCUGGAUGACGCUGGUGUGGAUCCCCUUGAUGUUGACUACGUCGAAAUGCAUGGUACAGGAACUCAGGCUGGCGAUGGCACAGAAAUGGUUUCCGUUACGGAUGUUUUCGCUCCUGCUAAUCGGCAUAGACCUGCAGACAGGCCUCUAUACCUUGGUGCGGUGAAAGCGAACGUCGGUCACGGCGAAGCUGCCUCUGGUGUUACUGCUUUGAUCAAGGUUUUGAUGAUGCUGAAGAAAAAUGCGAUCCCGCCUCACAUCGGGAUUAAAAAGGAGAUCAAUAAGACCUUCCCUACCGACCUUGGCGAGCGCGGUGUUAACAUCGCUUUCCACAAGACACCAUUCGUAAGGAGAGAUGGAAAACCUCGACGUGUUUUCGUCAACAAUUUCAGCGCGGCUGGUGGAAACACCGGUCUGCUGCUAGAGGAUGGUCCUCGCUACAAGACGGCUACUGUAGAUCCCCGCAGCCAUCAUGUUAUCACUGUCACUGCUAAGUCUAAGGCUGCUAUGAUCCGGAACGCCGAAAACCUAGUUCAAUGGAUGGAGGAGAAUCCUUCCACUUCCGUCUCGCAUGUAGCUUACACUACGACUGCUCGCAGGAUUCAGCAUUACUGGCGCAUGAAUGUGACUGCUACCAGCUUGAUCGAGGCCCAAGAAGCGAUUAAAGAACGCCUCAAGUAUAACUUUGUUCCUGUUUCUCCUGAGCAACCGAAGGUAGCAUUCCUAUUUACCGGCCAAGGUUCACACUAUGCUGGUCUUGGAAGAGAUCUCUACACACACUACUCCGUCUUCCGCCGAGCUAUCAAUGAGUACGACCACCUAGCUCGUGUUCAUGGCUUCCCUUCAUUCCUCUCUCUUAUUGACGGCAGCGAGCCCGAGGUUCAAAAGCUCUCUCCCGUUGUUGUACAACUCGGACUAGCUUCCUUCGAGAUGGCUCUGGCGCAGCUUUGGACUUCUUGGGACAUUCAUCCCAGCGCCGUCCUAGGCCACAGUCUGGGAGAGUAUGCCGCCCUCCACGUCGCAGGUGUCCUGUCCGCUAGCGACGCCAUCUACCUUGUCGGUGCCCGUGCUCAGCUCCUCGUUGAGAAAUGCACUGCAGGAACCCAUGCGAUGUUGGCUGUUCAAGGUUCGGUCGAGAAUGUCACGGAUACUCUUGGCGACCGCGCAUCAUCGACUAACAUUGCCUGCAUCAACGGCCCCCGGGAAACCGUCCUUAGUGGUGCAUCUACCGAAAUUGCCGAAAUCGCUGAACAGCUUGGUGGUGCUGGGUUCAAGUGCACUCAGCUCAAGGUACCCUUCGCCUUCCACUCCGCUCAGGUUGAGCCCAUCCUCGAUGACUUCGAGAAGCUGGCUCGCUCAGUUCGUUUCGAGGAGCCCAAGAUCCCGGUGAUUUCUCCUCUACAUGGAAAGCUGUUAGAGGGUGAACCUAUCAACCCAGCUUAUCUGCGCGAUCAUGCUCGAGAGGCUGUUAACUUCCUCGGCGGCCUCGUUUCCGCUCAGCAAUCUGGUGUUAUCGACGAGAAGACUGUUUGGCUUGAGGUCGGCCCUCACCCCGUGUGUGCUAACAUGGUUAAGGCUGCAUUUGGUGCUACUACGAUUGCUGUGCCGUCGUUACGUCGCAACGAGGGUACAUACAAGACCCUCAGCUCAACGCUAUGCACACUGCAUUCAGCCGGCUUGAACAUUGAUUGGAAUGAAUACCAUAGGGAUUUCGACGCGUCAGUGCGUUUAAUGGACCUCCCGGCGUAUUCAUUCGACCUGAAGAAUUACUGGCUUCAGUACACUGGCGAUUGGUCACUUACUAAAAACCGAGGUGCCUUGGCUGCUCCCAAGGCCAUUGAGCCGAGCAAGCCUAAGGUAUCGACAACUACAGUCCAGAAGGUCACUAAAGAGGAAAUCAACGGUGACAUUGUCAUUCUUGAGACGGAGUCUGAUUUGACAGAGAAGAACAUGCGAAAAAUCUGCGAGGGUCAUCGGGUGAAUGGCACUACGCUUACUCCCAGCACGCUAUACGGCGAUAUGGCCUUGACUAUAUGCGAGUACGGCUACAAGCUUAUACGACCCGACGCCAAGGAUCUUGGUAUGAAUGUCGCCAAUAUGGAAGUACCCAAGACUCUCAUCUUCAACCCGAAGGCGGAAAGCCAAAUCCUCCGCAUGCAUGUAAAGAUCAAUGUGGCCGAGAAUGUAGCUGACAUUUCCUUCACAACUGGUGAAGGUGCUCAGAAGGCUGAGCAUGCUUUCUGCAAAGUCUUCUUUGGUGAUUGCCAACAGUGGCUGGAUGAGUUCGAGCGCGUUAGUUACUUGAUCAAGGCGCGCAUUGAUGCACUCAAGGCCGCCGAAGUGCGCGGUGAGGCUUCAAAGGUCGGCCGGGGUAUUGCUUAUAAGCUAUUCUCAGCUCUGGUUGACUAUGACCCGCAAUACCGAGGCAUGGAAUCCGUCAUCUUGGACAGCGAGACUUGCGAGGCGACUGCUAAGGUCGUUUUUCAGGCUGGACCUGAAUUUGGUACUUUCCACACCGCACCGUACUGGAUUGAUUCUGUUUGCCAUAUUUCUGGCUUCAUCGUCAACGGUACCGACGCUGUUGACUCCCGUGAGCAGGUCUAUAUUUCGCAUGGUUGGGGCAGUAUCAGGUUUGCUGAGCGCCUUGACGGUUCUAAGACUUACCAAAGUUACAUCCGCAUGCAAAAUGUCAAGGGCACUAAGAUGAUGGCUGGUGAUGCUUACAUAUUCGAUGGCGACAAGCUCAUCGGUAUUGGUGGUGACAUCCGUUUCCAGGCUAUCCCGCGCAAGGUUCUCAAUCUUGUCUUGCCUCCUCAAGGUGCUGCCGCCGCCGCUUCUGCUCGCGCUGCUCCCGCCGCUAAGGCUGCUCCCACCAAAGCCCCGGUCAAGGAGAAGAAGCAGGUCACGACUUCUAACUUGCCAGCAGUGAACAAGAGGCUUUCACAGACCUCUGUUACCGCUCAGGUAAUGGAGAUUGUUUCCAAGGAGACAGGUGUCAGCCACGAUGAACUGGCGGACAAUAUCGCUUUCUCUGACCUCGGUGUUGACUCGUUGAUGGGCCUCACUAUUAGUGGCCGCCUCCGUGAAGAGCUUGAAUUGAACAUCGACUCCCACGCCUUUAACGACCACAGCACAAUUGGUGCAUUCAAGAAGUUCCUGGCUCAAUUUGAAUCUGUUACUACGACCGUCGUUUCCGAGUCAAGUGGCUCAAGCGGUACCUCCGAUAGCGACGAUGAAAUCGAAUCAGACUCUGAGGUUACUACCCCCGGUGAGAGUGACAAGGGUUCAGUAAAGGGUGAACCUGCGGCAGCUCGCUCUAGUGGAAAUAACGAGCUUCAGCAAAUCGUGCGAGAGACCAUCUGCGCCGAGAUGGGUGUCGAGGUCGAGGAGAUCAUUGCUGCCCCUGAUUUGGCAGCUCUUGGUAUGGACUCUCUUAUGAGUUUAUCCAUCUUAGGUAUACUUCGCGAGAAGACCGGUCUCAAUAUCCCUGCCGACCUACUAGGCCACAACCCUUCUCUAAAGGAUAUCGAGCGAACUCUAGGAAUUGAGGAUAAGCCCAAGCGUGUUGCAUCUGCUUCGAAACCCGCCGCUCCCAAGCCUGCUAAGGCUAAGACUGAAUCCAAGGCUGCUACUAAGACCGAGACUGUCGUUACUAAAUCUGCAUUAGCCAAUGAUCCUUACCCUCACCGAAAGGCCACAUCUGUGCUGCUACAAGGUAACCAUCGCACUGCCACCAGGCAGCUCUUCAUGAUUCCGGAUGGAAGUGGUAGCGCCACGUCCUACACAGAGAUCUCGGAUCUCGGCCAAGAUGUCGCUGUCUGGGGUAUGUUCUCGCCGUUUAUGAAGACUCCUGAGGAGUACAAGUGUGGAGUUUACGGAAUGGCGACCAAGUUCAUCGAGGAGAUGAAGCGUCGUCAGCCACAGGGACCUUACGCCGUCUCUGGUUGGUCCGCCGGUGGUGUUAUUGCUUACGAAAUUGUAAACCAAUUAACAAAGGCUGGCGAUGAAGUAUCUCACUUACUCAUCAUUGACGCGCCUUGCCCAAUUACCAUUGAGCCUCUACCAGCUGGCCUUCAUGCUUGGUUCGCCGAAAUUGGUCUCCUCGGUGAGGGUGACGGAGCUGAAGCAAAGAAGAUUCCAUCUUGGCUCCUACCUCAUUUCGCUGCCUCCGUUACCGCCCUGUCCAACUACACCGCCGAGCCGAUCCCUAAGGAGAAGUGCCCUAAGGUGACGACAAUCUGGUGUGAAGAUGGCGUUUGUAAGCUCCCAACGGACCCGCGCCCAGACCCUUACCCCACCGGUCAUGCUCUCUUCCUCCUUGACAACCGAACAGACUUCGGUCCUAACCGUUGGGAUGAAUAUCUCGACGCUGAGAAGAUGACAUUCCACCACAUGCCCGGCAACCACUUCUCGAUGAUGCACGGCGAUCUUGCGAAGCAGCUCGGCGGUUUCCUCAAGGACGGCAUCCACCGCUAA